CUUUCUUCUUAUUUAGACCCCCACCUUCUUUCUCUGCCAUUCCAAUCAACGCCUCUCUUCUUUCUCUCUUUUCUCUCAAGCUCUCUCCUUCAUCUUCAAGAACACAAGACCAAAUCAAUCUCCCACCAUCUCCUCAAAUGGGCAUAGAUGAUCUGUGCAACACAGGCCUUGUUCUGAGUCUUGGCCUCGAGACGCCCUUCAAGAUCGAAGCCCAGAGGCAAGCCAAACAGCGCCUUAACUUCGAGCCCUCUCUUACGCUGUGCCUCUCCGGCACGACCAAAGCUACCCGCGACGAGCAGCCUCCGGCGGACCACUUGUAUCGCCAGGCUUCGCCGCACAGCCACAACAGCCUCAGCGCGGUGUCGUCGUUCUCGAGUCCGCGGGUGAAGAGGGAGAGGGACCUCAGCAGCGAGGAGGCCGAGGUCGAGACGCGGGUGUCAUCGAAGGCGAGCGACGAGGACGACGACGGCGCGAAUGCGAGGAAGAAGCUCCGGCUCACUAAGGAACAGUCUGCUCUUCUGGAAGAGAGCUUCAAACAGCAUAGCACUCUCAACCCUAAGCAAAAGCAAGCUCUAGCGAGGCAGUUGAAUCUACGGCCCCGCCAAGUCGAAGUGUGGUUUCAAAACAGGAGAGCCAGGACGAAGCUCAAGCAGACCGAAGUGGACUGUGAGUUCCUCAAGAAGUGCUGUGAGACGCUGACCGACGAGAACCGGCGAUUGCAGAAGGAGCUCCAAGAGCUUAAGGCCCUGAAACUGGCCCAACCCUUUUACAUGCACAUGCCCGCGGCGACCCUCACCAUGUGCCCCUCGUGCGAGCGGAUUGGUGCGGGCCCGAGCGUCGACGGCGCGGCGCCGACGAAGGGCCCUUUUUCGAUGACGACAAAAUCACACUUAUACAGUCAUCACUUUACCAAUCCAUCUGCUGCUUGCUGAUUAGAAGUUAUUAGGGUUUUAGAGAUAUUACACAGAGAGAGAGAGAGAGAGAGACAUAUAUAGACCCCAAAUCACAACCCCCUAUAAUUUUUGCUUGAGGGCUUGUAGCUAGUUAAAGAUCCAAUGUAAUUAUUUGUUAGGGACAUAUAGUAAACUCCUGAUGGAUCAUCAUCUCCUUGUUUUCUUUCUUCUUUUUUGGGCUUAAUCUGUAUAUGUUUUAACAAUAUAUCUGAGAUUAUCAAUGGAGGAAUUACUUUAAUUUAUUAUUUUCA
Eucalyptus grandis is the source of this 1204-nucleotide messenger RNA. Its product is annotated as homeobox-leucine zipper protein HAT22. Lineage: Eukaryota; Viridiplantae; Streptophyta; Magnoliopsida; Myrtales; Myrtaceae. Gene Ontology annotation, biological process: regulation of DNA-templated transcription. The record is from RefSeq and is a predicted model, not a curated record. Gene Ontology annotation, molecular function: sequence-specific DNA binding; DNA-binding transcription factor activity, RNA polymerase II-specific. Bases 138 to 932 code for a protein of 264 amino acids. The transcript is spliced from 3 exons.